Molecule: messenger RNA, 1527 nt
Organism: Anopheles aquasalis
Lineage: Eukaryota; Metazoa; Arthropoda; Insecta; Diptera; Culicidae
Product: probable serine hydrolase
Cellular component (GO): membrane
Source: RefSeq, a predicted model, not a curated record
UUCACAAGAUUGUUGUGGGCCACGAAAUUAUGGUGCUGCGUUUCAUAAUGUUACGGAGGUGUUGGUGACCACCACGCGGAGGAAGUUGUGAGAUAACGCGAGGAAGAUGAUGCGUGCGUGCGAGCUGUGAUCAAAGUCUAAAUAACCGCCGUCUCAUUCUGUGGUAUCGUGUUAAUCGUCCCGGAGAGUUACACGAGAAAACGGACAUCACCCAAGAAUGGCCUCAUCGGUUGCGCUGAGAUGGACCUUUUCCAGUGGACGUCCCUUCCUAAAGGCGGCCACGAUCAGUGGCGGAGGACACCAUCGUCGCUCGCAUCAUCAGGCGCACAAUCUCGUGGAGCAGCACGAUCGUCAGCAUGAUGUGGAGGAAGUACGGAUUCCGGUACCGUACGGUGAAAUUGCCGGAAAAUGGUGGGGACCGAAGAACGUGCGACCCAUCGUAUCGAUUCACGGUUGGCAGGACAACGCGGGCACCUUUGAUCGGUUGAUACCGCUGCUACCGAAGCACAUUAGCUUCCUGGCGAUCGAUCUUCCGGGCCAUGGGCUUUCCUCACGCAUUCCUGACGGCAUGAUGUACCACUCGCUCGACAACACGUUCCUGCUGUUCUAUCUGAUGCGCGAGUACGGCUGGAAGAAGCUGUCCCUGAUGGGCCACUCGAUGGGUUCGAUUCUGAGCUUCAUCUUUACCGCAACGUUCCCCGAUAAGGUGGAUUUCUAUAUCGGUAUCGAUGCCCUUAAACCGCACAUCUCCGAUCCGCACAAGUUCCCGGGCCGGUUAGAGAAACGACUUCCGCAGGCCCUCCUGGCGGACAUUCGCAAUCGAGAGAAAUCGGAACCACCGUCGUAUCCGUACGUGGAGCUGAUUGAACGGUUGCACCUCGGGACGAACAAAUCGGUCAGCCGGGAAGCGGCACCAUUCCUACUGUACCGCAAUACGCGCAAAUCAACGCUCCAUCCGGACCGGUACUACUUUACCCGAGACAGCCGAUUGAAGCACAGUCUCGGUGUCGGCUGGGAGCAGGCCAUUAAUCUGGAGUUUGCCAAGCGCAUCAAGUUGCCCUAUCUGUUCAUCAAAGCCAAACACUCGCCGUACUACGAGGAACGGAAGUACUUUGACGAGUUUGUCGAAACGGUCCAGGCGAACAAUCCGCUCUUCCAGCUCGAGUUUAUCGACAGUACGCACCAUCUGCAUCUGACGGAACCGGAGAAGAUAAGUCCGAUCAUUAGCAAGUUUCUGGAGAAACACUGGAAACAGGAGAAUGAACACUAGCGUUGGGUUGGGUGUUGGGGUGUGUGACGAUGUAAGGGUCUCCGUAUUAACUUAUUGAUGUACCUCUUCUUAAAAGAACAAUAUUUAAAAACCCAGAAACCAGAAAAAAAACAUGUGUUCCACAAGGCCGAUUGGCUACCUCAUUUCAGUGGCUUUUUGUUAAGUUUGUCAAUAAUAAAAAACGGAAAAGAAACAAUUCGCUUCGAUCUGCUUAAUACCAGCAUUUCGUGACAACGAAAUAUCGUGCGAACUCCAAU